Odontomachus brunneus is the source of this 2185-nucleotide messenger RNA. RefSeq names its product WW domain-containing oxidoreductase-like (gene Wwox). Bases 47 to 1318 code for a protein of 423 amino acids. NCBI's taxonomy places the organism in Eukaryota, Metazoa, Arthropoda, Insecta, Hymenoptera, Formicidae. The transcript has 8 exons. The record is from RefSeq and is a predicted model, not a curated record. Gene Ontology annotation, molecular function: protein binding.
CGCACCUCAAGAGAACCGCGAACGAAAGGAGGUUAGAAUUCCUAGGAUGGUGGGUGUUUUGAAUGAGUCUGACAGCGAGGACGAAUUACCACCGGGGUGGGAAGAACGGACGACAUUGGAUGGGAAUGUUUAUUACGUGAAUCAUUAUACCAAGGGCACUCAAUGGACCCAUCCUAGAACCGGCCGUAAGAAGAUCGUCGAUGGAGAUUUACCAACUGGAUGGGAGAGAUGUGUAUCAGAUGAUGGUAAAGUUUUAUUUGUCGACCAUAAAAACCGUACAACAACCUAUACUGAUCCAAGAUUAGCAUUUGCUACUGAAUAUAGAGAUAUGUCUCAGCCAGUACGACAGAGGUUUGACGGCAGUAGCACAGCUCUGGCAGUAUUAUAUGGCCGAGAUUUACGUGAUAAGAUUGCUCUUGUCACAGGAGCCAACACAGGCAUUGGAUAUGAGGUAGCUAGAUCUUUAGCUCUGCAUGGCUGCAAUGUGAUAUUAGCCUGUAGAGAUACAGAGAAAGCUAACGAAGCAAUAAGACGCAUAAAAUGUGAGAAGGAGAAUAUAAAUUGCAGAGUACUAAAAUUAGACUUAUCAUCAUUGCACAGUGUGCAAGAAGCUGCAGAGGAGUUUAGGAAGUCGUUCAAAAGUCUUGAUAUUCUUAUACUAAACGCUGGUGUGUUCGGGAUACCAUAUCAACUCACAAAUGAUGGUUACGAGACAACGUUCCAAGUCAAUCAUUUGUCGCAGUUUUUUCUCACACUCUUGUUAGAACAUUCCAUACAAAAAGCUAGUAAUCCUAGAAUUGUAAUAGUUUCAAGCGAAUCGCACAGAUUUUCAACGAUACGAAACCCAGAAGACCUUCAGCAGUCGAGACUGUCUCCGCCACCGCACAAGUACUGGGCAAUGGGUGCAUAUAACGAUUCGAAGCUCUGUAAUGUUAUGUUCGCGCAAGAACUAGCGCAUCGCUGGCCCAAUGUAGGUGUGUUCUCCUGUCAUCCCGGUAACCUGGUGUCUUCGUCUCUAUCGCGUUACUGGUGGCUGUAUCGAGUGCUGUUCUUAUUGGGACGACCAUUCACAAAAUCGUUGCAACAAGCAGCGAGCACGUCGGUAUUCUGCGCUACGGCGCCCGAGCUGGACGGUGUAACGGGUGGCUACUUCAACAAUUGUUACCGUUGCUCCCCGUCAAGUGCGUCACUGACUCGCGCACUAAGUACGCGAUUGUGGGAUCUCAGUCAGGAAAUGAUAAUCGAUGUUACAGAUAUGACCUGGAAUCAGGAUUGUAUGAAGGGAGAUAGAUCGUUGGAUAUUAGUCUCUAUUGUUGAUAAUAAUUUUUGCUUUUAAGGCUCUUAGUUCACGAAUCACAUUGAUUUAUAAAAUUUAGAAAGGAGAAUUCCUACAAAUCUUAUCCUUGUGUUAUAUGUCAAAUUUAAUUAGUCAAUUGAAGCAAUAUAAUUUUAAUCAGCAGCAUAGAUUAAUCAAUUUUGUGAGGCAUUCUUUUUUUUGUUAGUCUUAAUUCAUCUUAUUUCUUUUAUCUUCAAUAUGUUAUUAUUCGAUAUGAUUAAUUUAUAUGCCCAGGCUGACUGAUUAGUCAGCUGAGUUAGCCGAGAAUUCCGCGUUGACAAUGGCGACAUGAUUGUAAACAGCAAAAUGAUAAACCAUUAGGUUCACAAAAUGCAGACUAUUGCAAUAAGUUAGAGUGAAAGAAAGUAUACUUGUUUCUUUCUAACUUCGCGCUAAUGCAAAAUUCAUCGAAAACGAACAAUCUAAUGUAAAUGGAUAACCAAUUUUUUUUCUGUAAGCUACAGCAUUAUUACUAUAAUGUGUGCAUGUCACAUGUGAUACAAUUGUGCUCCGGAUAUUGCAUUUAUUGUGAUAUAUAAUGCAUAUAAAUAGUUAUUCGGUCAUAUUCGGUACCAAGUCAUACAACCGAUUUUUUUUGUCAAAACAAGGCGAUUUGUCACAUUUUACGUAAUUUUAUGUAAUAAGACGGUAAAAGAGGAGUAUCCGGAGCAUUUCACAAGUGUGUAGUGUGUCUACAACUUUAAUCUGCUCUCAUUCUCUAUGCUUCAUUCGAUAUCGUCGACCAAGUUCUCCACCGAAAUGAAUGAAAUUUUGGAUCAACUUGAUAUUUAAUCGUGUAUUUUUUAUAACGUGUUCAUUAAUCGUCAGAAAUAAAAAGAUUUAAACAC